AUGGAGGCACUCAAGAAAAUCGGCCGCUUACUUGCGCCGCCUCCCGACAAGGGCGAAGAUGGCCGUGACCAGUGGCCGUCGCGUGCCUCCUUCAUCCUGGCCUCCAUGGGUGGUGCUGUCGGCAUGGGCAACAUGCUGCGGUUUCCAUCCCAGGUCUACAACAACGUCGGUCUGCAGUGGUUCGUCCCUUACCUGCUCGCCGUCUUCCUCUUGGCCAUUCCUGCGCUCGCGCUCGAGCUCGCGGCGGGCAACGCCUAUCGUGGCGGCUGCGUGGUUGCCUACAAUUCUAUCAGCACGCGGAUGAAGGGCACGGGCAUGGCUCUCAACUACGUUGGGCUCAUCGUCGUGACCUACUUUGUGCCUAUCCUCGCUUGGAUCAUGAUUUAUUUCCAGCACUCAUUCUCCAGUCCUUUGCCGUGGGAAGGCCGCGGGCAGGAGUAUUUCAUGUACAACGUGGUCAGCGCAGUCGACCCUGUCGAGAAGAAUGGCUGGGUCACCUACCCCGGCAUCAAGGUUGUUGGCGACAUCAUGGGCUGGAACACAUUCACUUGGUUCCUCGUCUGGCUGUGCAUGUUCCGAGGCGUGGGCAUGACCGGUCGUGUCGUCUAUUUCACGAUGGGUCUGCCUAUCAUCACUAUGAUUAUCAUUCUUGGCCGUUCCGUCUCGCUCGAGAAUGCCGGCGAGGGCAUCAAGCUAUACUUUGGUUCUUGGUUUAGCGAGAAGCUCGCCGGAGGUAAGAUUUGGCAAGAUGCGGUCGGCCAGGUCUUUUUCUCGACUGGUGUCGGAUUCGGAUACUACACGGCUUAUGCCUCGUACAACCGUGCCAAGGCCAACACUGUGCAGGAUGCCUUUAUCAUUGUGUGCGCCAACUGCCUCUUCGAGACCAUUGCCGCCUUUGCCGCCUUUGGUGUUGUGGGCUUCUUGAGGCUGUGGCCCUGGGAGAACGAGGCUCUCGGGACCUAUAGUCUCGGAUUCGUGACCUAUCCUGAGGCGAUACUCGCGAUGCCUGGCGCCAACUUUUGGGCUGUCUUGUUCUUCUUUACCCUUAUGCUCCUCGGCGUCAGCUCGUCGUUUGCCAUGUUGGAUGCUGUUGUUACACUCGCCAUGGACUCGGAACUGGGCAAAAAGCACAGUCGCCCAGUGGUCGCCACUACAAUCGUCAUUGUGUCCUUCCUGCUGUCUAUUCCCUUCUGCACUGAGUUUGGCUACUGGUAUAUGGACGGUGUCGACCGGUGGAUCAACAACAUCGGCCUUGUCUUCGUCGUCUGGGCCGAGUGUACCUUUUCCACGACACUCUACCGCUGCAAAGACGUUGAGGGCCAGGUUGGCGCCCCGGCCUUCUACACCUACAACUGCGCGUACUUUGGUUCUCAGAUCCUGGGUGUUGCCAUUGGACAUGCCGUCAUGCCUGGGGUUGGUGCGGGCGUCGGCUUUGCCAUUUUUUUUAUCGGUGCCGCCAUUGCGAUGUUCAUCUCCAAGACACCCGACUCCCCAGGCACCCCAAAGUUCUGGUCCAAGAACAAGUUCUUGAGCGCCCUGUUUUAUCUAGCCUUCUACUCGGGCGAUCAACUAAGGCUAGACUUCAACAAUGUUGUCGGUCUGGGCAAGAAUUGGACAUUUCCAAUCUUUUGGGCCCCUCUCCUGCGAUACAUCACCGGGCCCAUUCUCGCCAUCAUCUUUGGAUUCGCGUACCCUUCCUUCCAGACUGUGAAGAAUGAUCCGAUGUAUAUUUUUGGAUUCAUUACGGCCCACUUCCUCCUUGUUUGGGUUCUUUCCGGUGUUUUCUAUCCCCGGUGGUUGAAUGUCUUCGUACCCGUUGAACGCAGGGAUGACGGCUUUAUCCCUUACGCUCCGAAUGUGCCUCGAGGUGUCAUCUUUGGCGAAGGUUCUGACGAAGCCGUCGAGACGGGGUCUGGAACCAGAGACAAUGAUGGUAAGGAGAAGAAGUCGGAUUCUGAACCGAUCCCCUCUUAG
Molecule: messenger RNA, 1974 nt
Organism: Emericellopsis atlantica
Lineage: Eukaryota; Fungi; Ascomycota; Sordariomycetes; Hypocreales; Bionectriaceae
Exons: 2
Coding region: 1-1974 (657 amino acids)
Biological process (GO): sodium ion transmembrane transport
Cellular component (GO): membrane
Source: RefSeq, a predicted model, not a curated record